GUUUCAUUCACCCAAAGUUAGCUGAUCGACCUGUAGCCAUGAGGAGAUGCAUUGCUGCCGUCCUUCUGGUGCUUUCACUCCAGGCCCUCGCCGCCGGGCGCCUCUCCGCCGCCAUCGCCGACGACCAUGUGGACACCAUUCGUCUUCCGAGCAACGGUCUUGCUGAUGAAGUUGCGACGGAGAAGGGCGCCGAGACGAAGAGGCCGUGGAAGUGCUGCAACAGCCCGUUGUGCAGCCGGUCGAUCCCGCCGCGGUGCCGCUGCAUGGACGCCGUCGAGCAAUGCGACGAGGCCUGCACCCGCUGCGACGCGUCCAAGUCGGACCCUUCCAAGCGCAUCUGCAACGACCGGUACCAUGGCUGGCCUGGGCCCAACUGCACCCACCCCGACCCCGACGACGUCUCAAGUGGUCUAGGAGUUUCUGAUGGUCAUCAAGAAACGGUGGCGGUGGCGAUCACGGAGGAGGCGAGGCCAUGGGGGUGGUGCUGCGACCGGCCCUUGUGCACCAGGUCGGUCCCGCCGACUUGCCGUUGCCUGGACAACGUAGACCGGUGCGCCUCCACCUGCAAGAGAUGUGUGGUGUCCAUCUUCGACCCGACCGAGCACUCGUGCGACGACCAGCACCAAGGUGACCCCGGGCCCAGGUGCUCCAGCACCAUGGCCGACCGCAACGGCGACAUCUCCAGCGGUGUUGCUGCUCGUCCUCAAGCGGAAACGGCGACAGUGGUGGAGACAGUUUUUAGCGAGGAGAUGAGCGCCGUCGACGGCAAGAAGCCGAGGCCAUGACAAGGUCUGCCCCUGCACCAGGUCUGCCCCGCCGACCUGCUUCUGCCAUGACAAGGUGAAGAAGUGCGCCAAGACCUGCAAGAACUGCCUCAAGAACGAGGCGGGAUCUUCCCUUCACAUGUGCGGCGACCCAUACUUCGGCUGGCCCGGGCCCAAGUGCCACAAGAUCUAGAGUCUUCACCGGCGACGUCCGCCGCGGCGAAUAGAUGGCUACGGAGUGUUGUACACACUGUAGUAGGUGCGUACAUACUACAUGUCUACAUAUGUGGUGUUUUCUUCCGGGUUGGUGUUGUAGCCCUAGUAGUUUAGCUGCCAUGUGCCAUGCAACGAUGAAUAAGAUAAGUUGUGUUGAUUAGACAA
Molecule: messenger RNA, 1145 nt
Organism: Hordeum vulgare subsp. vulgare (domesticated barley)
Lineage: Eukaryota; Viridiplantae; Streptophyta; Magnoliopsida; Poales; Poaceae
Product: Bowman-Birk type bran trypsin inhibitor-like
Exons: 3
Coding region: 39-785 (248 amino acids)
Cellular component (GO): extracellular region
Molecular function (GO): serine-type endopeptidase inhibitor activity
Source: RefSeq, a predicted model, not a curated record